This is a messenger RNA of Dichomitus squalens LYAD-421 SS1, 955 nucleotides long. RefSeq names its product HAD-like protein. Bases 15 to 872 code for a protein of 285 amino acids. The transcript is spliced from 2 exons. NCBI's taxonomy places the organism in Eukaryota, Fungi, Basidiomycota, Agaricomycetes, Polyporales, Polyporaceae. The record is from RefSeq and is a predicted model, not a curated record.
GAGACCUAGACACCAUGGCCGGCAGCGAUACCUUCAGCAAGUACAAGGCCCUCGUCUUCGACUGUUACGGCACCUUGAUCGACUGGGAGACGGGUAUCUACAACGGCCUCAGGCCGCUCUUCGAAAAGAGCGGCAAGCCCGCCGACCGCCGCAGCAUCAUCCUCGCCUUCUCGUCCGUUGAGAGCGAUCUCCAAGCGCGACACCCCACGAUGCUCUACUCUGACCUCCUCGCCAACGUCUACGCCACGCUCGACGCGCGCCUGCACGACCAGGAGCCCGAGACGCAGGCUGCCGGGCCCGAGCACGCGACCGUCCUCUCCUCCGCGCACCGCGCGACGGGGACGACGCCUGUCGCGACGGCGUCGGUCGGCACGUCCUCGACUGCAGCGCAGGGAGGAACGACGGGCGCGGCCGAGGCGUUCGCGCGGAGCGUCGAGACGUGGCCGCCGUUCCCGGACACGGUCGCCGCGCUCGCGGCGCUGUCCAAGCGCUUCAGGCUCGUCAUCCUCUCGAACAUCGACCGCGCCACGAUCGCGAAGACGCGCGCGCUGCUCGAGGGCCCCGGGGGGUUCGCGUUCGACGCGGUCAUCACCGCCGAGGAGGUCGGGGCGUACAAGCCUGCCCCGGAGAUGCUCGAUGCCGCGCUGGCGAGGCUGCAGAAGGAGUUUGGGAUCGAGCAGGACGAGGUGCUCAUGACGGCCCAGAGCGUGUUCCAUGAUAUCGUGCCGGCGAAGGGGAGAGGCUUGGCGACGGCGUGGAUCAACAGAGAGGGGGCACACACCAGGAUGGAGGGCGUGGAGGGCGACGAGGCGACGUUCGUGUUCCCGACGUUGGGUGCGAUGGCGGAGGCGGUGGAGAAGGCGAGUGCAUAGCGUCUCGAGGGAUAACGCAAGCCUCUACUGUUGUAAACGAAUAGUACACUAGUGGCUGAACAAUGUGCACUAUCUGGAAAAUC